AUGAGUCGUAUUUAUGAAGAGAUCACUUCUGAUCAGAAAUUGCUUCAUGCAAUUGACAUGUACUGGGAGUCAAGGAGGCUAUCUGUACAAGUCCGUGUUCUGAGAAAGGAUGAUCUAGAAGUCAUGCACGAUAUUGGACGACUAGAGAGCAUGCCUUGUGUGUUGCAAGGAAGCAUUGAUAGCCCAGCUAACCAAAUUAUUGCACAACCCCCACUUGAAAUAGCCUCAUCCCUUGUAGAGCCUUCUAUCCAAAACAACAAUGAAGUGCCAUGGGUGGAUGAUGAGGUAGAGUAUGUUGGUCUGGAUGAUGAGGACCCAGUUUCUGAUUCAUACGACUCUGAAAUAGAUGAUGAUGUAGAGUAUGUUGGCUUGGUGGAUGAAUUAGUUGUGGAUGAUGCAUGGGGCUGUGAGAAUAUUGUCCAUGCAACUGACUUAGAGAAUCCAAGAAUAGAAGUUGGUAUAACUUUUGGGGAUGGUGAUACUUUUAAGAAUGCUAUAAGACAAUAUGCAAUAAAAGGUGAAUAUGAAAUUGCAGCUCCCUACUCUGAGACAAUACGGUAUAGAGCAUAUUGCAAGGCUAAAGGGUGCAAGUGGCGGAUACACGCGUCACGAUUGCAGGACGAGAGGACUUGGAAGAUAAAGAAGAUGCCUCAUGCUCACACUUGUCAAAGCAUAGGAAAAGUUGAGAAGAAUUGCAUGGCAACAAACCAUUGGGUCAAGGAUAGAGUUCUUGAUUGGCUUGCCAAGGAUGCUACAAUUGGGGCAAAAGCAUUGCAGAAAAGGCUAGAAGAGCAGUAUCACCUGCAAUUGUCAUAUUGGGUAGUGUGGGAUGGAAGGAAAAUGGCUUUGGAUCAGCUGAAAGGGAAGUGGGAUGACAGUUUUGAACAUGUUUGGAGUUUCAAGGCUGAGGUGGAGAAGACCAAUCCUGGCAGUUUGGUGGACAUUGAGUAUGAGCAAGUUGGGAAGAAAAUGAGAUUUACUAGAAUGUUUGUUGCAUUGAAAUCUUGUGUUGAUGGAUUUUUGGAUGGUUGCAGACCUUUUCUUGGUGUGGACUCCACCCAUUUGACUGGAAAAUGGAAGGGCCAACUUGCAUCUGCGACUGGUAUUGAUGGAAAUUAUUGGAUGUUCCCUGUGUGUUAUGGUGUGUUUGGGUCAGAGACAACUGAAAAUUGGUCUUGGUUUUUCAGCAGACUUCAUCAAGCAAUUGGGUCACCUCCGGGAUUAGUGAUUUCAACAGAUGCUGGCAAAGGAAUUGAUUCUGCUGUUACUCAAGUGUUCAACAAUGGGGUUGAGCAUAGGGAGUGCAUGAGGCACUUAGUUGCAAACUUUCAGAAAAGAUUUCGAGGUGAGGUAUUUGAGAAGCACUUGUGGCCAGCAUGUAGAUCUUUUGAUGGCGAGUAA
Panicum virgatum (switchgrass) is the source of this 1401-nucleotide messenger RNA. RefSeq lists its product as uncharacterized. The record is from RefSeq and is a predicted model, not a curated record. The coding region runs from base 1 to 1401 and encodes 466 amino acids. NCBI's taxonomy places the organism in Eukaryota, Viridiplantae, Streptophyta, Magnoliopsida, Poales, Poaceae. The transcript has 2 exons.